AUGUCUGAAGCACACCAGGCCGUGGGCUUCCGACGCUCGCUGACCUCGGACGGGGCAGAAGUGGAUCUCAGUGCGCCCGUGCUGCAGGAGAUCUACCUCUCCGGACUGCGCUCUUGGAAAAGGCAUCUCGCCCGUUUCCGGAAUGAUUUUCUCACCGGGGUGUACCCUGCCAGCCCCCUCAGCUGGCUCUUCCUCUUUGGUGCAAUCCAGCUCGCCUGGUUCCUGCAGCUGGAUCCUUCCCUAGGAUUCAUGGAGAAGAUCAAGGAGUUGCUGCCAGACUGGGCUGGGCAGCACCACAGGCUUCGGGGGGCCCUGGCGGCUGCACUGUUCGCCUCCUGUCUGUGGGGAGCCCUGAUCUUCACGCUUCACGUGGCCCUGAGGCUGCUUCUGUCCUACCACGGCUGGCUCCUUGAGCCCCACGGCACCAUGUCCUCGCCCACCAAGACCUGGCUGGCCCUGGUCCGCAUCUUCUCCGGCCGCCACCCUAUGCUCUUCAGUUACCAGCGCUCGCUGCCGCGCCAGCCUGUGCCCUGCGUCCAGGAGACCGUGCGCAAGUACUUGGAGUCAGUCCGGCCAGUCUUGUCUGACGAGGACUUCAACUGGACCGCGGUCCUAGCGCAGGAAUUUCUCAGGCUGCAGGCCUCGCUUCUGCAGUGGUACCUGCACCUCAAGGCUUGGUGGGCGUCCAAUUACGUCAGUGACUGGUGGGAAGAAUUCGUGUACCUGCGGUCACGAAAUUCGCUCAUGGUCAACAGCAACUAUUACUUGAUGGACUUCCUGUACGUCACGCCCACUCCCCUGCAGGCCGCUCGCGCGGGGAACGCUGUCCACGCUCUGCUACUGUACCGCCAUCGUCUGACCCGUCAGGAGAUCCCUCCGGUGAAGCUCAUUUCUUUACAUAGAAAGUGCCGAAUGUUUGUUAUCCUUGUAACUUAUCUGGCCUUCCCGCCUCCGCGGUUCUGCCUGUGUCCCCCAGACCACAUCCACCACCUCUGUGACAGCCGCCACGUGGCCGUCUUCCACCGCGGCCGGUUCUUCCGAGUUGGGACCCACUCCCGCAAUGGCCUGCUUUCCCCGCGGGCCCUAGAGCAGCAGUUCCAGUGGAUCCUGGAAGACCCCUCCCCCGCCCGCCCCCACGAGGAGCACCUGGCUGCCCUGACCACGGCGCCCAGAGACACGUGGACCCAGCUACGGAGGUCCCUGGAGAUGCGGGCUGCGGAGGCCCUGGGAGCUGUGGAAGGAGCCGCUUUCUUUGUGUCUCUGGACUCUGAGCCCGCAGGGCUCACCAAGGAGGACCCCACGGCUUCGCUGGAUGCCUACGCGCACGCCCUGCUGGCCGGCCAGGGGUAUGACCGCUGGUUUGACAAGUCCUUCACCUUAACUGUCUUCUCCAAUGGGAAGCUGGGCCUCAGUGUGGAGCACUCAUGGGCCGACUGCCCCAUCUCAGGACACAUGUGGGAGUUCACUCUGGCCACAGAAUGCUUUCAGUUGGGCUACUCCGAGGAUGGCCACUGCAAGGGACAUCCUGACCCCACACUGCCCCAUCCCCAGCGACUGUACUGGGACCUUCCAGAUAAGAUCCAGCCAGCCAUCUCUCUAGCCCUGAGGGGAGCCAAGACCUUGUCUGGAAACAUCGACUGCCACGUCUUCCCCUUUUCCCACUUCGGCAAAAGCUUCAUCAAAUGCUGCCGUCUGUCUCCGGACAGCUUCAUCCAGGUGGCCUUGCAGCUGGCCCACUUCCGGGACAGGGGUCAAUUCUGCCUGACUUACGAGUCGGCCAUGACUCGCUUGUUCUUGGAAGGCCGGACAGAGACGGUGCGGUCUUGUACGAGGGAGGCCUGCAACUUUGUGAGAGCCAUGGAGAAUGACGAGAAGACAGACACACAGUGCCUCGCCCUGUUCCGCGAGGCGGUCGAGAAGCACCAAGCCCUGCUGAAGGCGGCGAUGAGCGGGCAGGGGGUCGACCGGCACCUCUUCGCACUGUACAUCGUGUCCCGAUUCCUCCGCUUGCAGUCACCGUUUCUGGCUCAGGUGCACUCGGAGCAGUGGCAGCUGGCCACCAGCCAGAUCCCUAUUCAGCAAAGGCACCUGUUUGACGUGCACAAUUACCCCGACUAUGUUUCCUCCGGGGGUGGCUUCGGGCCUGCCAAUGACCAUGGUUAUGGUGUGUCUUACAUCUUCAUGGGGGAGAACAUCAUCACCUUCCACAUCUCCAGCAAAAAGUCAAGCACAAAAACGGACUCCCACCGGCUAGGACAGCACAUUAAGGAUGCACUGUUGGACGUGGCCUCCCUGUUCCAGGCCGGGCAGGGUCUUGGCUGCAGGCGCAGAGGGUUAGGGACGGACUCCGGGCACAAGAGUGGGUCCCUCUCCAACCAGACUCAGAGCUCCAGGCACCCCCAACAUCUGACUUCUGACCCCUUCCCCCAGGGAGCUGGUCUCCCUGAGGAACCAGAGUGA
Orycteropus afer afer is the source of this 2460-nucleotide messenger RNA. RefSeq names its product carnitine palmitoyltransferase 1C (gene CPT1C). Gene Ontology annotation, molecular function: carnitine O-palmitoyltransferase activity. Gene Ontology annotation, biological process: carnitine metabolic process; fatty acid metabolic process. The transcript has 17 exons. NCBI's taxonomy places the organism in Eukaryota, Metazoa, Chordata, Mammalia, Tubulidentata, Orycteropodidae. Bases 1 to 2460 code for a protein of 819 amino acids. The record is from RefSeq and is a predicted model, not a curated record. Gene Ontology annotation, cellular component: mitochondrion.